Molecule: messenger RNA, 1827 nt
Organism: Closterium sp. NIES-65
Lineage: Eukaryota; Viridiplantae; Streptophyta; Zygnematophyceae; Desmidiales; Closteriaceae
Source: the annotation of a GenBank genome assembly
AUGCCGGCGGGAUUAUCGGGAUCCAGCCCGUCUCCUAGUCCGGUGGAGCACAGCUUAAUUCCAAACGAGGAGAAGCGGGAGGCCGAUGGCGACUGCAGUGGCAGCGAUGAUGACGUGGAAAGCGUGGAGGAUGACGUGUAUGUCGGUCACCGCCAUAAACAGUCUCGUCGUUCGAUCCUUUCGGGACGGCUCGGGACGUUCGCUGCGAUGGUCAUGGCCGUCGCGUUCUUCUCAGUGGUCCUGGGGUUCGCCCUCGCCAUCUUCCUCACGUCCCACUCGCACGCCUCCUGCUCCUCCGCAUUUGACGGGGGCGGGGGCCCUCCGCCCUCCCCCACAGGCGCGCUGGACGGGCAGCCCACGGUGAUCCUCGUGUCGUUUGACGGGUUCAGACACGGGUACCACCUGAAAGCUGACACACCGAAUUUGAAUAGGCACGGUUACCACCUGAAAGCGGACACACCGAAUUUGAACAGGUCGGCGGAAGGUGUGGGAGACAGUCUGGGAGGGCAGCCUACAGAGAUCCUCGUGUCCUCUGAUGGGUUGCGACAUGGGUACCAUCUUAAAGCGGACACAACCCAUCCGCCUACGAUGCUGGCAGAAGGUACAUUCGCAGAGCAUGGCAUGCUGCCCGUCUUUCCCUCGCUCACCUUCCCCUCGCACCACUCCAUGGCAACGGGCCUCCUCCCUGCAUCGCAUGGCAUCAUCGCCAACAAGUUCCGCCUCCCCUCCAACCACAGCGACGUGUUCUCACCAGGGAAUGUCGACCCCAGAUGGUGGCUGGGCGAACCCAUCUGGACCACUGUGAACCGGCAGGGCUUGCAGGCGGCAACAGUGUUUUGGCCGGGUUCUGACGUGUCGCGACCUGAUUGGCCGUGCCCGUCAGACUACUGCCUGCAAUACAACGAGUCGAUGCCAUUUGAACAGCGAGUGGACCAGGUGCUGGCAUGGCUGGACCUGCCUGCGCCCCUCCGCCCCUCCUUCCUCUCACUCUACUUGGAGGAGCCAGACGAGAGUGGGCACCUGGGAGGCCCGGACACGCCUCUGGUUGCUGCUGCUGUGAAGCGGGUCGAUGGCAUGCUAGGGCGCCUCUUGACAGGGCUUGAUCAGAGGAGCAUGACCAACGAUGUGAAUCUGCUGCUAGUGAGCGACCAUGGCAUGCUGGCCACAUGCAAAUCGCGAGUCAUCUCCCUGGAGCAGUUCGAGCCGUUCAUCCCCGGCCUCUCCCCCGCUUGGAUCGACUUCAGCUACCCGCUUCUCGGCAUCUUCCUCCCGCAAACAGACGCGCAACGCCGCCCGGGGUCUGCCGGCCAGGACUUUCGGAUGGAUGCGGCAGCAGUCGUGGGGGCUAUGAGGAGGGCGAUUGAAGGGGGGGGCAUUGUGAAUGGAGAGGCGCUGAAGGUGUAUUUGAGGGAGGAGUUUCCUGCGGAGUUUGAGUUUUCGGGAAGCGACAGAAUACCAGCUAUCUUGGCGCUGGCAGAUGAGGGCUACUCGGUGGUAUACCACCACUCGUCAGCAUGGGAUGGGGGCAUGCACGGCUACGACAACCGCCUUCCCUCCAUGCGCUCCAUCUUCAUGGCCCGAGGGCCGCGCUUCGCCUCCCACCGCAGAAUACCCACCUUCAGGAACACAGAGCUGUACAAUGUGAUUAGAAGCAUCUUGGAGAUUGAGCCUGCACCCAACAAUGGAUUCUUUAUUUCUCUUUCCUUCAUCUCUCUCUACCCAUCUUACUGCCCCAUGCAGCUGUACAAUGUGAUAACAAGCAUCUUGGAGAUUCAGCCUGCAUCCAACAAUGGGUCCUCGUCUUUUCCAGACACUAUACUAGUCUAA